UUGCUGCAAGAAACAAAGGGUUAUCUUAAUGUCCCAUUUGCCUGAUCAGCUUUGCCCCAGGAGACAGGCGUCCUACUCCUUGUUGUUUCCAUUGGGUCAGUCGCAGGGAAGGGGGUAGAGUCACCUUCAGAGGCACUGCUUUGCACAUUCCCCUGAUUGUCGCUUCUUUCAGGCUUUGCUAUCUGGCUGUACACCACAAAGGGAAGCAGAGAGCUGCAUUGCAUCCCAGGGUUUCAGGGUUUUUUUUUUUUGUUUGUUUUUGUAGGUUUGCAGUAGUUUUUCUGAAUGUGGUAUUCCCAGUUUCUUUGUGUCUGUUUGUAUUUGCACAAGCUUCAGCCUCUGAAAUGCUCCCGGAAUCAAUGGAUGUUAUUGUAAAUGGCUGAACAACUGUGCACUGGUUGGCUACACAUCGUUGCAGGCUCCUUGGAGAUUGAGGAAUGCACUUCUGCCAUCAUGAUGGAAGGAUUGAAAAAACGUACAAGAAAGGCCUUUGGCAUACGCAAGAAAGAAAAGGACACCGACUCCACGGGGUCACCAGACAGAGAUGGUAAUAAAAAGACAAAUGGCGCUGCAAAUGGAUUUUAUGCAGAGAUUGACUGGGAGCGAUAUAAUUCUCCAGAGAUUGAUGACGAAGGCUACAGCGUCAGGCCGGAGGAUUCAACCUCCUCCCCCAAAGCAAAGCACUUUUUUUCAUCCAGCGAAUCAGAAGAGGAGGAAGACCACCGGAAAAAGUUUAAAAUUAAGAUUAAACCUUUACAAGCUAAAGACACCUUAAACUGUACAGCAGCGUCUGUAGAUAUACUAAAAGCAUCCAUAGGCAACAUCGCCCUGUCUCCAUCCCCUGUGAAGCGUAGCCCGGGCCUGAUAAAAAGACACUUGUCAAGGGAAGAAAUAGCAAGACCCAGGCGUUCCACAGCAACACCCACCCCCAUUGCGGAGCCUGUCAGUAAGAAAGCACUAGAGGAUCCUACAGCUCUCUUCGGCCCACCUCUGGAAACAGCCUUUGAGGCACAGAAAACUGAAGUUGUAAUAGACGAGUCAGAAGUGUGGGGUGUCCCUCGACCCAGUGGUCCAAAUCAGGAGGCCCCAUUACCAAGACCAUUUCCAACUGGAACUCCGCCUCCACUUCCACCUAAGAAUGUUCCAGCAACACUGCCUCAGACCGGUUCACCUUCAACAGAUGUCGCGAAUGGAGCUGUUUCAAAAAGUCCCAAGCCUGAGUCUGACACUGACGUCGCUACGUGGCAGCCGACUUCAAAUUCACUCGAGGAUCCUUCGGUGAAAGCAGGCAGGGAUCGCAAACUGCCAUCUAUCAGUGACUUGGACAACAUCUUUGGACCAGUAGAAUGCCCAAAACCCCAGGCAGAGAGCACAGAGAGCCAGUGGGUCCGUUUUUCAGAUGAGUCCCCAGAACACAUUGAUGAUGAUGCUGCUGCUGCUGCUUCUGCCACUGCUCCUCCUACAACCCCUGCUUCUACCCCUGCCCCUGCUCCUGCCCCAGCCCCUGCUUCUGCCCCUGCCCCAGCCCCAGCCCCAGCCCCUGUCCCUGCUCUUGCCCCGGCUCCUCCAGUGGUGUACCCCAAAGACAAACCUGUGUCCCCCCCACCUGUCCCCCUGAUCCCACCCAUGCCAUCUGAGACCAAAGCAGCUUCCCCCCCCGCUGAGCCCACGCGCAAUAUCCCCCCUCCCCUGAACUUAAACGGGAAGAGGAGUUCCGACCUGCAUCCAGGAAAAGACCAUGCCGUCGAAUCAACAGCGUCUCCCAAAGAGUUUGGGCAGGGUCCGAGAGCCACGCCCCCUCCGCCUCCGCCCCCCACCUACAGGACGGUGGUGUCCUCCCCGGGACCCUGCCCGGGGGCAGGCACUGGCAGUGGUUCUUCUUCCCCGGCUCGUCCUGCCACCCCAUUGGCUAGCAGCAGCCCAACCCCGCCCCCUCCUCCUCCGCGGCCGCCCUCCCGACCCAAACUGCCUCCUGGGAAGCCUGGUGCCGGAGACGUGCCCCGGCCAUUCAGCCCUCCCGCCCACUCGUCCAGCCCACCCACAGUGGCACCUCUGGCUCGCGCUGAAAGCACGUCCUCCAUAUCAUCGACCAAUUCCCUGAGUGCGGCCACUACGCCCACUGUCGGUAAAGACCUCUCCGUUUCCGUUUCAGAGAAUGACCAGCCUUCCUUGGUAUGGUUUGACAGAGGAAAGUUUUAUUUAACCUUUGAAGGCUCUUCCAGAGGGCCCAGUCCUCUGACCAUGGGGGCACAGGACACUCUUCCAGUGGCUGCAGCUUUCACAGAAACUGUAAACGCAUACUUCAAAGGAGCUGAUCCCAGCAAGUGUGUUGUGAAGAUUACAGGAGAGAUGGUGCUUUCGUUUCCAGCAGGAAUCACCAGGCACUUUGCCAAUAAUACCUCCCCGGCUGUUCUAACAUUCAGUAUAACAAACUACAGCAGGCUGGAGCACGUCCUGCCUAACCCCCAGCUUCUCUGCUGCGAUGCCACACAAUCAGAUGCCAACUCAAAGGAAUUCUGGGUUAACAUGCCAAGCCUGAUGACACAUUUAAAGAAAGUGGCCGAGCAGAAACCGCAAGCAACAUAUUACAAUGUGGAUAUGUUAAAAUAUCAGGUAUCUGCACAGAGUAUUCAGUCCACCCCCCUGAAUCUGGCAGUGAAUUGGCGAUGUGAGCCUGCCAGCACUGACCUCCGAAUAGACUACAAGUACAACGCGGACGCCAUGACAACACCGGUCGCUCUGAACAAUGUCCAGUUUCUAGUCCCGGUAGAUGGAGGGGUCACCAAACUACAGGCCGUGCUGCCCCCUGCUGCCUGGAACUCUGAACAACAGAGGAUUCUGUGGAAGAUCCCUGAUAUCUCUCAGAAGUCUGAAAAUGGAGGAGUCGGGUCUCUGCUCGCAAGGUUCCAGUUAUCCGAGGGCCCCAGUAAGCCAUCUCCUUUGGCGGUGCAGUUCACAAGCGAAGGAAGUACAUUGUCAGGCUGCGAUAUUGAGCUGGUCGGUCCCGGCUACAGAUUUUCGCUAAUUAAAAAGAGAUUCGCUGCAGGAAAGUACCUGGCUGAUAACUAAACAAUGGCUAACUGCGAUGCAGAGAAAAUCUACUCAUUGGAUUGGAUGAAAUAAUAAAGGACUUUAAUCAUUAAAGUAAAAAAAUAAAAAUAAGAAAACAACAAAACUUUUAACACUUUAUAUUCUACAAGUAAUCCAAGGUGACCAAUCCAGCAGUAUUAUAACUUCUAUAUAGAAUUGUCAACAGUUUUAAAGUGUAAUUAUUGUAUUUGUAAAAUGGAUUCACUUCACAUCUAUAUUGCCAUCUAGGUUAGCCACUCUUUCCUUUAAACAUGUAGGACCCAAAUCUGAUUAUAGGGCAAGGCACUAACGUUGAGGCAAAGGGCAUUAGUGCCUGAUUAUGGGGCGCUAGUGGGGUGCCAAUGAGCGCAAUCAUACUUUGCCCUGUGAAAUGAUUUUGGUACCAUGUUUUGCCCUGAAUUUUAAUGCCUGUGAUACCGACAGGUGUCGCCAAAGCAGACUUGGUGUGUAUAUAUAUAUAGAAACAGAAAUUAAAGAGAUCAGAAUGAUACCAAAAUAAUAUACCCUAAUACUUAUUCUUCUGCAUGAUUAGAACCAAUGAAUCACCAUGGACAAUCUACAUGGUGCUUACACAGUCCGCCAUCCAAACGUAGUUGGAUGUGCAAAACGGUUUUGCUGUACACUAUUAUUAAUUUGAGACCCACUUUCCAGACACCAUCCCAAUACAAACAUGUAUGUUAACAUAUACUUUACUGUAAGGUGAGUCGUGUAUUUUCUCUCUGUUAGCAAGAGCAUUGCCAUUGCAGUCCGUGUUACAUAACAGAGGGCUGUUUGGAGGUCAAUCAGAGUUCAGAUAACGUUAUUUUUCUGCACCUGCAAUUCCGAUUGUUUUGAGAACUUGAGGUCUGUUCACCAGUAUACCUUGUGGUGAAGCAGCAAACUCACUGAAACCAGUUGGGUCGUCUCUACUUGAGAAUUGGUUAAACAGGCCUACUUUUAGGACAUUGUUACUUAUUUAUGAUGAAACACAUCAUGACAUGGUCUCUUUUAAAGUCAUUUAGCAUUUUAAUUUGAUAAUGUGAAUAGUACAGUACAAAGGCAGCUUCAAUGAUAACUCUAUAUUUUGUAGUUGCAAUGUUUCAAAUGUUUUCCCAUAAGAAUGUAAAAAAAAUGUCAUUUAAAAUCAGUACUAUAUAUCCUAAAGGGCCUUCUUGUAUUGUUGUAACACAGACAGCAGUGUUAGAGUUCACAGUAUGUUCCAGCACUAUAUUUAUAUUUAUUGACAAUACUGAUUUGUUGUAAAAAAUAUAUAUACAUAUAUAUAUAUAUAUAUAUAUAUAUAUAUAUAUAUAUAUAUAUAUAUAUAUAUAUAUAUAUGAUUCUGUUUAUGAUUAUAAUUUGAAUAGUACCACUAUUUAGAAGCCCUAGAAUUAUAAAUAUUUUGUUAUCUGUGUAUGUAGAUGGGUAUCCUGUGUACAGUAUAAUGCUAUGGUAUCAUUUUUGUUUUAUUUAUUUCAGAUAUAAUUUUCAUGUGCAACAAAUAAUUUAAGGUAUAUAUGGAAUAAAAAGAUGAAAUCUCUAACUGGGUGCAUCAUGUUAAACAAUGAGAGUGUAAUAUAAAACAGUUACUGUUGGUGGCAGUUUCAAACACAGUUUCUUUUUUAUUGGCAUUGAUGUGUUUUUUUUUUUUUUUUGCCGAAUUACUUUCUGGCUGAUAAUAUUUAACAUGUGUAGCAUAAACUUAAUCAGAGUAAAAUCAGUGCUAGCAUUCAUGACUUUUAUUUUGCAAUCUAAACUGGGCUCUUUUAACGCUUUUUAAAACAAAUAGUUUUGAAAGGGUACGAAUAGAAUAGAAAAUGGCAUCUUUUAGAUCGAGUCUACAGAACUUGUUUAAAAAGUACUGUGCUAUUUUAAUCCAAAAAAUACUCUCUUUCAUUGGCUGAGAGCAAGAACGUUGGCAACAAAUGGCAACAUCGUAGCUUUGAGACAGGAGCUUUCAAAGCUUUCAAAUUAACAAGGCAUACUCAUAGCCAAUCGUAUAUCAUUGUUUGGAUUUUGUAAUUACAGUACAAUGUACUUGCACCCAGCCACUGAUUUGUACUGCAAAAAGUAUUGUCUGGAAAGUUUGGAUCAGUGUGUCCAUGAUUUAAGGGUCAAAGGAGAAAAAGGAUGCUUUGACUUGUAUUGUGAGUAUUAGGGUUAGGGUUAGGGUCUUAACUUGUACUGUGAGUAUUAGUUUGCUUCUUGUUAUUUUGUAGACAUCCUUCUAAAUAACCUGAGGUAAAAAAUGCCCUAUAUUGUACCUGCUUAUGGAGUAGUUACAGUACUUGAAUGCUUUUUGCACUGGAUUUUUUUUUUUUAAUGCUUAGAAACUUUCCUCCUUGUCAAAGGUGCUGUUUACAUAAUGCAAUUUGGCAUUGAAACAAAAUGAAGUGAAACUGUUUGACAUUUAUACAUCAUAGCAUUUUGUUUAGGUCAACGUUAAACAGCGAGCACACACGGUAGUGUGAUGAAUGGCUAAAUUGGUGCCAGUUCUUCGGGAAUAGGCCUGUGAAGUUACAGCACAUCUCUACGGAGCACCUCCUGACGGGUGUAUCAUUCCAUCAUUGUAUUUUUAUAAUAACAUCCCACCUGUCUUCUUUUGGGAGCCAAAUAUUUUGCAUGUUAAAAAACAAAACAAAGUAGGUAAAUCUGUCUGGGUCUGUUGUAGCUGGGAGUUGUACAGUAAUUUAAUCUUCGUCCUCUUCUGUGCCGGUAUGUUUUGGGUUCUCUCUCCCUAUGUCUAUAUGAAAUAUUCAGUAUGUUAUCAAUGUACAGUUAGUUUUCCUCUACAAAGGGCAUUGUAAAGGGGUAAAUGCAAGAUUUUAUUGAAUUUCCGCAUUUGUAAGCUAAUGUCACAGAGAACACUGUUAUUACAGAGCCACAUGCUUUAUGUGUACAAUUUACAUAUCUUUAGCUUUAAUACUGAGCAGUACAGGCCAUGCAAGGUGGUCUUAUGGUAACAUUUGAAUGGAGAUUUCCUUUUUGUUUUGCAGCAAAGGCUACCUGCAUGGCAGCCGGGUUUCAAUUCACAAUGUCAAAGGAAAGAAAGAAAAUGUCUCUAACCGGGAACAGGUUCCUUAGCAACAACAGCAUAUUUUACCAGUAGUUGAAAAACAGAGAAAUAACCCUCAACAUGAACACAAACCAAGCAGAUAAACGACAUAGACUAUAUGACCAGAGUGCAUUUAGCAUUCGGUUCAUGAAAUCCUGACGGCCGUAUGAAUAGUUUCGCUUGGGGAGCUGUCUCUAGAGGCUCACUUUAGGGUUUUCUUCUUUUAUUUUGCUGUUCUUUUGAACUGCUCAUCUGAAAGGAGUGGCUUUCCUAGAAGGGGCUCUGCUUUUCGGAGUCAUAGAGACGUUUUUGGUAAAGCUUUUGAAAUGGUAUCAAGGAUGAAAUAGUUUCUUUCACUCGAGCCCCAUCUACCCUCUAUGUCCAGAUAUAUAUGUUGAGUUGUUGGGUCAGCAGAGUUGAAAGUUCACUUUGUCACAUGACAAACCGUUCAGUGCCGACCAAUAGGAUUCUCAGGCCAGCUCAAAGCCAGCUAAAGACAGUUAAUGGAGAAAAACAAUAAAUUUAGUAUUUGGACAACAGAACCUCAAGCUACUCAGAAAGAUUGCAGGUAAACACCAGACACCACAUCAGAAGAAGGAUUUUGCUUUCAAAAUAAAAAGAAACAAUGGGGGGGUAUUUAAUUGAUCUAAAUGGUGUCAGGUCUCCACGCUGACUACUUUAACAUCAUUAAGAUAGGGCUCUCCCUGGCGCUUUACAUGUUGUACAGAAGCACUGCCUUCACUGGUAAGAGAUUUCAAAUCAUUAAGAUAAGGCUCUCCCUGGCGCUUUACAGAUGCACUGCCUUCACUGGUAAGAGAUUUCAAAUCAUUAAGAUAAGGCUCUCCCUGGCGCUUUACAGAUGCACUGCCUUCACUGGUAAGAGAUUUCAAAUCAUUAAGAUAGGGCUCUCCCUGGCGCUUUACAUGUUGUACAGAAGCACUGCCUUCACUGGUAAGAGAUUUCAAAUCAUUAAGAUAAGGCUCUCCCUGGCGCUUUACAGAUGCACUGCCUUCACUGGUAAGAGAUUUCAAAUCAUUUAGAUAAGGCUCUCCCUGGCGCUUUACAGAUGCACUGCCUUCACUGGUAAGAGAUUUCAAAUCAUUUAGAUAAGGCUCUCCCUGGCGCUUUACAGAUGCACUGCCUUCACUGGUAAGAGAUUUCAAAUCAUUAAGAUAGGGCUCUCCCUGGCGCUUUACAGAUGCACUGCCUUCACUGGUAAGAGAUUUCAAAUCAUUAAGAUAAGGCUCUCCCUGGCGCUUUACAGAUGCACUUCCUUCACUGGUAAGAGAUUUCAAAUCAUUAAGAUAAGGCUCUCCCUGCCGCUUUUCAUGCUGCUUUCACUGUUAAGAGAUUUCCAUAACACAGGUCCACAAAGGAAGUAUUUUAAGUUUCAAUUAAUGAAAUAGGUCCCAGUAAGUGUUGAUUUCAGCAGCCUGCUGCUGCGAUUGCAGUUUGUGUUAAGCUUACAUUUGCUGACACUUCUCUGUCUCCUUGUAAAGCCGGCUGUGCUUCUGCUUGGUUUCAAAGCCUUACUGGUAAACUACUGUAUUAUGAAGGAAGUUACAAUUUACUUGUUUCUGAAGUGCAUUGGCCGCUGGUAAUGUGAAUGUGUGAUUUAAAGAUCCAUGAGAAACUGUCAUCUGUGUAACGUUAUUUGCCUUAUAGAUUAGUUUAACAUGAAUGGAUAUCAAACCCUCUCUGUAUAUAAUUACUUUAAAAAAAAAAAAAAAAUGUUAUUUAAUUUAGCUCUGUCUCCAUGUUAUCCAUUGCACAGAAUACUGAAUAUGCAAUUAUGUUUUAUUGUAAAUUAACUUAAAAAUGGAUUUCCCAUUUAAGAACAAAGUUUUGAAACUAUAAACAGAAUGACCAUAAUGUAAUAACUGUUUAAGAUGUCAAUCAAUGUCAGUUUUCUUGGAAAUAAAGUGAAAAAAAAUGAAACUAUGCUUUUUUCUGCA
Molecule: messenger RNA, 8079 nt
Organism: Acipenser ruthenus (sterlet)
Lineage: Eukaryota; Metazoa; Chordata; Actinopteri; Acipenseriformes; Acipenseridae
Gene: sgip1a
Product: SH3GL interacting endocytic adaptor 1a
Exons: 24
Coding region: 376-3069 (897 amino acids)
Biological process (GO): clathrin coat assembly; clathrin-dependent endocytosis; synaptic vesicle endocytosis
Cellular component (GO): clathrin-coated pit; cytoplasm; clathrin-coated vesicle
Source: RefSeq, a predicted model, not a curated record